This is a messenger RNA of Theobroma cacao (cacao), 1782 nucleotides long. Its product is annotated as putative terpene synthase 6. Gene Ontology annotation, biological process: diterpenoid biosynthetic process. The record is from RefSeq and is a predicted model, not a curated record. Gene Ontology annotation, molecular function: terpene synthase activity; magnesium ion binding. Lineage: Eukaryota; Viridiplantae; Streptophyta; Magnoliopsida; Malvales; Malvaceae.
AAUGUCUUCUAAAGGAGAGUGCCAUGUUUUGCGUCCAGUGGCAAAUUUCUCUAAAAAUAUAUGGAGAGAUCAAUUCCCUUCCCUUCCCUCAAGUGACUCGGUAUUUGAUUCAUUAACGAAAGAAAUAAUUCCGUUGAUAGAGAAAGUGAAGGAGAUGUUGAAAGCUUCUACAGCUGAUCCAAUGGAGAACGUUAAAUUCAUAGACACACUACUCCGCCUUGGUGUGUCAUAUCACUUUGAGAAUGACAUUGAGAUGCAAUUGGAAAGGAUUUUCAAUUCCCAAGAAAAUCUUUUCCACAAAAAUGACUAUGACUUGAACUCGACUUCAAUUGCCUUUCGAGUUUCCCGACUGCAUGGUUUCAAAAUGUCUUGUGGUGUGUUUGAAAAGUUCAAGGACGGCAGUGUUGGUAAGUUCAAAGAAUCCCUAGUCGAUGACAUUAGGGGAAUGCUAAGCCUGUAUGAAGCUGCCUAUCUAAGAGUUCAUGGAGAGCUUAUAUUAGAGGAGGCCAUUGCAUUCACCAAGGCCAAAUUGAAGCCUUUGGCAGCGAAGUCAAGCCCUCAUCUUGCAAAGCAAAUAAUGAAUGCCCUAGACAACCCAUUAAACAAACGCCCUCCAAGACUAGAGGCAAGGAACUAUAUCUCUUUCUAUGAGGAGGAAGAGUCCAGAAACGAAACCCUACUUACGUUUGCAAAACUAGACUUUAAUCGAGUACAAGUCCUUCACCGACAAGAAAUAAGCCAAAUUGCAAGGUUUUGGGAGGACUACGACUUUUCAUCUGAGCUAUCAUAUGCAAGAGAGAGAUAUGUGGAGGUGUACACAUGGAUAAAUUCAUUGUAUUUUGAACCUCGCUAUACACGUUGGCGGAUAAUUGUUACUAAGAUGCUGGUUCUUAUAUCAAUUCUAGAUGACACAUUCGAUGCUUAUGGGACUCCUCAAGAACUUCAACGUUUCAUGGAUGCAUUAAAGAGAUGGGAGAUUUCUGCUCUUGAUGAGUUGCAAGAUUACACCAAAGUUAUUUGCAAGGCUGUGCUAGACGUUUUUGAUGAAAUAGAAGACGAGGCUAGAAAGGAAGGAAGAUCCUACACUGUCCCUUACGCAAAAGAUGCUUUCAUAGGACUAAUCAACAACUAUCAAGCAGAGGUCAAAUGGUGCCAUGAUGGUUAUGUACCAACAUUCGAGGAGUAUAUGAGGGUUGCAAUGAAGACAUCCACUUAUGAUCCAAUAAUAACAACAUUAUUUAUAGGAAUGGGGACAAUCGCAGGUUUAGAGGCAUUUGAGUGGCUGCAAACAGAACCCAGAAUUAUGACAGCUGCAAAUAUGAUCGGUCGUAUCAUGGAUGACAGAGCGUCACAUAAGUUCGAGCAAUUGAGAGAGCAUUGUCCUUCUAGUGUUGAAUGCUACAUGAAGCAACACAACCUCUCAGAGAAAGAUGCGCUCCAUGACUUAAAGAAAAAGCUUGAAGAUGCAUGGAAGGAUAUUAAUGAAGAAUGCAUGAGACCAACUGCAAUCCCCAGAGAUCUCCUAUUACGAAUUUUAAACUUUGCUCGAAUAACAUAUUUGUUUUACAAGCAUGGAGAUGGGUACACAGAUCCUGAUCCAUAUGUGAAAGAUGACAUCCGUGCCUUGUUCGUUGAUCCAGUACGCAUGUAAAGACAAUCCUCUCUGUCUCUCUUCGUGCUUGGAUAUGUUUAACGAACGGUGUUUCUAGCGCUUGUUUCCAAUGCUUUGUAUUAUAUGUUUGGCCAAAAAAAAUAUAUAAAACGCUUGUGUAAAAUUUAAAA